AUGGGUACAAAGGCCAAAGAGGUGUACAACCUGUCACAGAAUGUCCAGGAAGACGAUCUCCAGCAUCUACAGACUAACCUCAAUUGUUGUUGUUUUUUCCCGUUCCAGGCCUAUAUCAAGAUCUACCAAGGAGAAGAGCUGCCUCAUCCGAAGUCCAUGCUGCAGGCCACAGCAGAAGCAAAUAACUUGGCUGCUGUUGCCACCUCCAAGGACACUUACAACCGGCGAAUGGAAGAGGUGUGUGGAGGCGAUAGGCCCUUCCUUGCCCCCAGCGACCUCCAGAGCAAACACUUGGAGCUGAAAGAGGAGGCGGUGCGGCAGUUCCGGAGCGUGAAGAAGAUGGGGGGCGAGGAGUUCAGCCGCCGAUACCUCCAGCAGCUGGAGAACGAGAUUGACGAGGUCUAUGUCCAGUACAUCAAGCACAACGACAGCAAGAACAUCUUCCACGCCGCCCGCACGCCGGCCACCCUCUUUGUGGUCAUCUUCAUCACCUACGUGACGGCCGGCGUCACCGGCUUCAUUGGAUUGGACAUCAUAGCCAGUCUGUGCAACAUGAUCAUGGGGCUGACCUUGAUCACCCUCUGCACGUGGGCAUACAUUAGGUAUUCGGGGGAGUACAGAGAGCUCGGGGCCGUCAUAGACCAGGUGGCUGCUGCGCUGUGGGACCAGGGGAACACCAAUGAGGCUUUGUACAAACUUUACAGUGCAGCCGCGACACACAGACAUUUGUACCACCACGCUUUCCCCGCGGCGCAGAAGGCGGAGGCUGCCGAAGGCACGGAAAAGAAGACCAUGUAACAACCCGCGAGACGCUUUCCACGGAGGUGCAUGAAAACACAUAAAUGAAACAUGUUAAUCGUUGCAUCCACGACCAAGCUCAGACACACCUCAAAACAAAGGGGUGGGCAGGGAGGAAACUGGUAACCCUUCACCUGUACCAAUGGCUUAAGUGUAGCUACUUUAAUUUGGACAGUGCCCUCUUUGAUGGGGGAAGGGCAUUUCGGCACGCCUGUCAUUUUCUCAAGAACACCAUGGCUUCGUUUCACUCCAGACAGGGGACCUGACUUCUCAGUUCCCCAGAAUCCCCUGCUCGCUUAAAAUCCUACUUCUCCAGGUUUAAAGUACUGACCCAAAGAAGCAAGCAGUUGCUUUAUUCUCCUUGCCGGGGGUGUGGGGGGGGGGUGUCCUCCAUCCAAGGUUGGGGCCCUCUGAGCAGUGGUGGGAUUCAAAUAAUUUAACAACUGGUUCCGGUUGUGGGAUUCAAAUAAUUCAACAACUGUAUAUUG
This is a messenger RNA of Sphaerodactylus townsendi, 1286 nucleotides long. It is a transcript of the gene ATL1, whose product is annotated as atlastin GTPase 1. Gene Ontology annotation, molecular function: GTPase activity; GTP binding. The record is from RefSeq and is a predicted model, not a curated record. The coding region runs from base 1 to 798 and encodes 265 amino acids. Gene Ontology annotation, biological process: protein homooligomerization; endoplasmic reticulum organization. The transcript is spliced from 7 exons. NCBI's taxonomy places the organism in Eukaryota, Metazoa, Chordata, Lepidosauria, Squamata, Sphaerodactylidae.